Messenger RNA from Rhincodon typus (whale shark), 807 nucleotides. RefSeq names its product epsin-2. The annotation marks the transcript as partial. The transcript is spliced from 2 exons. Gene Ontology annotation, molecular function: phospholipid binding; clathrin binding. The record is from RefSeq and is a predicted model, not a curated record. Gene Ontology annotation, cellular component: endosome; clathrin vesicle coat; plasma membrane. NCBI's taxonomy places the organism in Eukaryota, Metazoa, Chordata, Chondrichthyes, Orectolobiformes, Rhincodontidae. Gene Ontology annotation, biological process: endocytosis.
GACUGUCAAUGUGACUGAGGUAAUCGGCCCAAAAAUGAACAUUCAAUUUGAAGAGAGGAAAUGAUUUUACCAGAAGAUCUUUUUCAACAAGCAUUGAAAAAUACAAAGAUUCUGAGUGGUAUUCCCAACAGUAGCUGUUUGUUUUGAACAUCCGUUUCAUUUAUUAAAGGUGGCCUGUUCCACGAGCUUUCCUUUUGUCUGGGAUCAUCAUGACUACGUCAGCUAUUAGAAGACAAAUGAAAAACAUUGUAAACAACUAUUCUGAAGCUGAAAUUAAAGUACGUGAGGCAACCUCCAAUGACCCUUGGGGACCUUCUAGUUCCUUAAUGACUGAAAUUGCAGACCUAACGUAUAAUGUAGUAGCAUUCUCUGAAAUAAUGAGUAUGAUAUGGAAACGUCUCAAUGACCAUGGCAAAAAUUGGCGACAUGUUUACAAAGCUCUUACACUGUUAGACUAUAUGAUAAAAACUGGAUCAGAAAGAGUUGCACAACAGUGUAAGGAAAACAUAUUUGCAAUUCAAACUCUGAAAGACUUCCAGUAUAUUGAUAGAGAUGGCAAAGAUCAAGGCAUAAAUGUGCGAGAGAAAUCAAAGCAACUUGUCACUUUGUUGAAGGAUGAUGAACGGCUGAAGUCUGAGAGAGUCCAGGCACUUAAGACAAAAGAGCGUAUGGCUCAAGUAGCCACAGGAGUAGGAAGCAAUAAUCAAAUUACUUUUGGUCGUGGGUCUAGCCAACCUAAUCUGUCCACAAGCUAUUCAGAACAUGAGUAUGGAAAGUCGGGAGGGUCGCCUGCAUCGUAUCAUGGUU